UUCUUCUUCUUCGUGGGGGCUUCAAGUAUCCCCCUGCUUCUCACGGGGUAUAAAGGACCCUGGUCCACCUUGCACGGAGUCACAGAACAGAGCGGCAUCGCAGAAGCCGACAUGAAUCCUCUGAUCGCGUGUAUGAUAGUCGGUCUAGCAGGGUUCGCCCUGGCCGAACCACCAAUCUCGUCCGGCUACAGCUACAGCAGACCGAGUGGAGGUGGUUAUUCCGGUGGCGGUGGCGGCGGUGGUUACUCGUUCGGUGGUGGUGGUGGUGGUGGUGGUGGCGGCGGUGGAUAUACAUCCGUAUCUACCGGUUACCAGACCAACGAAGGAGCAUCCGUCGACGGUGCACUGCUCGAACAGAUCCGUCAAAUUCUGCUGAGGGAAGAGCAAAGCGGCGGCGGCGGCGGCGGCGGCGGCGGCGGAGGAGGAGGCGGCGGUGGCUACGCCCCAAGCUCGAGCUAUGGUGCCCCAUCGUCUCAAUACGGUGUGCCGAGCUCGAGUUACGGUGUACCAGGUUACCAGACACGCGUGGUAGGCAUCGAUCUCGAAGGAAUCAGGCAGGCUAUUCAAGUGGCGCAGUUCAAUCAAGUGAGUCAAGGGUCUGGCGGUGGCUACCCAAGCGGGCCAAGCGGAAGCUACGGAGUACCAAGCAGACCGAGCAGCAGCUACGGUGCGCCGUUCUAAGAACUGAACCACAGAUUGGAUGAUGGGAGAGCGAGAGAGGGAGAGAAAGAGAGAGAGCGAGUGAAGACACCGGUCGACCAUCGAUCGACUAUCUUCCGAGUCUGAGACUCUUAACGAAAGGAAGAAACCAAGUGGAGGAUCGAAACCUAUGGUCGAUCGAGGGAAACGAGAAAACUAUAGAUCAAGAUAAUUCAGGUUUCUAUAACUACAACUAAGGGAAAAUCCGCUCGGAAGGUUGCCGCGCAAUGGACAGAUCGUUAAGGAGAAUACUAUAUGAUAGAAAAUAGAAGAACGGUCCUAUUUUCCAAGUACGAAGAUGGUGGUCGUUCGACGAGUCAGGAUUCUCAGGGGUAAAGGACGAGGACGUACAAGUCCAAGGUGUACGUACAAGGUAACAUCGAGCAGGGAUUCCAAAGGCUCCUGUUUCGUUGAAAUCAAAUCGUCGUCGCUUCAACGGGCCACGAUCCUCCGAGGAAUCGCGGGCGUACGUACUAAAAGAGGUAAACGAAACUCCUGGCUGCUGGUUCGUUGAAGAAUAAAAAGGUCGUCACUUCAACGGGUCAGGGCUCGAGGAGUGAACUUGAACGUUCGAACGAACCGACCACGUUAUGAUAUAGGUCCAACGAUCGUCCAACGUCGACCAGGUGUCCAUCUUCUUAUCGUACCAAAAUCAUCGUCAUCGCGGUCGGAUCCACGAGGGAUCCAAAGAAACGUAACCAAGUGAUAGAAAACAAAAUAAAACGAAACGGAAAAAAGGAAAAAAAAGAAAAAUACAGGUCGAGAAGAGAAAAAGAGAAUCACUACAGAUCUCAAAGGAGAUAUCAACGUGACUACAUUUUCUAUGACUUCGAGAUGGCAUAGCCGUGGAGCCGGAGCCGAAGUCGAAGCCGUGAUCGGCGCGAGAACGCGCCUUGUAAAUACAAAUUUACACAUGCUUUCCACAGCGUUCGCUGCGUCAUCCGACAGCUAUCGAGGAGGAACUGAACGCGUACAUCGUCGUCGAAUCAGGCCUAAACAGUUCUUUCGAGGAGGAUCGAACAACCAGGCGAAACACCAAGAAGCAAGACAGACAAAAAGACGUGAAUUCGAGGAACGGAGCGGACGCUGACACGAAAAAACACACCUAACACGUACACACAGGAACACACACAUGGACACACGUACAGAUACAUUAUAUUUUUUUAUAUGUCUUAAACGCUACUCCUUAACUACGCAUCUUCUUUUUUAUACUUGUAUAAAGGCUUUUUUGUAGAAAAAAAUAAAAAAAAACGUCGCCACCGUUGAAA
Frieseomelitta varia is the source of this 1967-nucleotide messenger RNA. RefSeq names its product glycine-rich protein DOT1. The transcript is spliced from 2 exons. Bases 112 to 681 code for a protein of 189 amino acids. NCBI's taxonomy places the organism in Eukaryota, Metazoa, Arthropoda, Insecta, Hymenoptera, Apidae. The record is from RefSeq and is a predicted model, not a curated record.